AUGGCGAGGGCCCCGACGAGUUCUGAGAUGUUCCGCCAGCUGGCUAUCCAAGAGAUCAUCGCAUCCAGGCGGCAGCUGCGGCGCGCUCGGGCCUCGUCGAGGCCGACCGCGGUUGCGCUCGAUAAGAGGGCCAACAGGAUCCCCCACGCCGCCUUGACCAGGGCGCGCUUGGACGCAGCAUCCAGGCCGGGGUUUCGGGCCAAGACGACGCGGGCGUUUUCGCCGCAGCCUGCGCUGAUGGACCGCCCGCCCGCCGAGUCGACCUCCUCCAGCGGCGCCGUGGCGAGCGUCGCUGCAAUCGGCCCUGCGCGCGAAAAGAAGGGCGCUGACUCUCCGCUGAAGCGGCCGGCGAAGCGCCAGCGCCGCGAGGUGGUGGCUGAUGCAGACUAG
Messenger RNA from Prorocentrum cordatum, 390 nucleotides. The record is from the annotation of a GenBank genome assembly. Lineage: Eukaryota; Dinophyceae; Prorocentrales; Prorocentraceae.